Molecule: messenger RNA, 2622 nt
Organism: Closterium sp. Naga37s-1
Lineage: Eukaryota; Viridiplantae; Streptophyta; Zygnematophyceae; Desmidiales; Closteriaceae
Source: the annotation of a GenBank genome assembly
AUGAUCGUACCACGUCAAUCCCGUGCCCCGACCGGUACACACCCCUUGCCCGGGUCCCCCCUUCAUAGUCACACCCCCUGCCCCCUCAUGCCAUCCGCUCCCCCCGCCCCCACCCUCCGCGUGCCCGCUCCCUUGCCGCCUCUUUUGACCCUCCCUGCCCCCCUCGCCGUUUCCCACCACCCGCCAUUCGCUCCUCCCCGCCCGUGCGCUCCCCUCGUUUACCUUCUCCUCCCCCCUCCCCUCCUCUGCUGCACGCCUCUUCCUUCCCCUCGCCGACCCACUCCACUCCCUGCCCCUCCUCAAUCCGCACCCUGCCCCUCGUAUCUCGCCCCCCUAUGCUUGGUUUCUCCCCUCCCUGCCCCUCGCCGCCUUUCUCCGCUCCCCACCUCCCCUCUCUCCCUGCCCCUCCACUCUCCCCCCCUUGCCCUUGGCUUCCUACCUCCCUGCCCCACCUUUUCCCCCUCCGUGUGCUCAGCUUCUCCCCUCCCUGCCCCUCCCUCCUCCCUGCCCUGCCCCUCAUUUUCCGCCCCCCCACGCCCGGUUUCUCCCCUCCCCGCGCCUCCCUUUCUUUCUCCGUGCCUCUCCUUUGCUCCCUCCCUGCCCCCGCCUGCCUAUGCCCCUGUCUUUGGCUUCUCCCCUCCCUGCCCCACGUUUCUUCCCUCCCUGCCCCCCCUCUUCCCCUCCCUUGUUUUCCCCUCACCCAUUGCUUCUCCCCUCCCUGCCCUUGAUUUCCCGCACCCCUGCCCUUGUUUCCUACCAUCCAUGCCCCUCGUUUCCCCCCUUUGUACGUUCAGCCUCUUCCCUCCCUGCCCCUCCCCUCCUCCCCCCCUGCCCUUUGCAUUCCCCUCGUUACGCUCCCUUCUCCCCAUCCCUGCUGCCCUCUUGCCACCAUCAGCCCAUCCGCACCACCAGCCCCCCUCCCACCCUUCUCUCCCCCCCUCCCUUUCCCUCUCUCUCUCUCUCUCUCUCUCUUUCUCACACACACACGCACACUCCCCUCCCCCACCCCCCACCCACGUCCUCCCAUUCCGCCCCUCCCUGCCCCUUUCCCACCCCCUCGCACGCCCCUCAACUCCCACCUCCGUGCAACUGGUUUCCCCCCUAUGGUGCCUCCCUUGCAUCGCUCGCCCCUCUGCUCACCCUCUGCCCGCCCCUUUUCCGUGCCCUCAGCUGGCCCAGCCCCUGCCCGUUGCUGCCCCUCCCCUUGCCCCCUCAACUCCCCUGCCCCCCGUACACCCCAGUCCCAUCCAACCGCCCCCACCCUCCCCCGGCUGCCCGUUUCCGCUCUCCACCCCCGCGACCGUUCACACCCCCUGCCCCCUCAUGCCAUCCGCUCCCCCCGCCCCCACCCUCCGCGUGCCCGCACCCUUGCCGCCUUUUUUUACCCUCCCUGCCCCCCUCGCCGUUUCCCACCGCCCGCCAUUCGCUCCUCCCCGCCCGUGCGCUCCCCUCGUUUACCUUCUCCUCCCCCCUCCCCUCCUCUGCUGCACGCCUCUUCCUUCCCCUCGCCGACCCACUCCACUCCCUGCCCCUCCUCAAUCCGCACCCUGCCCCUCGUAUCUCGCCCCCCUAUGCUUGGUUUCUCCCCUCCCUGCCCCUCGCCGCCUUUCUCCGCUCCCCACCUCCCCCCUCUCCCUGCCCCCCCACUCUCCCCCCCUUGCCCUUGGCUUCCUACCUCCCUGCCCCACCUUUCCCCCCUCCGUGUGCUCAGCUUCUCCCCUCCCUGCCCCUCCCUCCUCCCCGCCCUGCCCCUCAUUUUCCGCCCCCCCACGCCCGGUUUCUCCCCUCCCCGCGCCUCCCUUUCUUUCUCCGUGCCUCUCCUUUGCUCCCUCCCUGCCCCCGCCUGCCCAUGCCCCUGUCUUUGGCUUCUCCCCUCCCUGCCCCACGUUUCUUCCCUCCCUGCCCCCCCUCUGCCCCUCCCUUGUUUUCCCCUCACCCAUUGCUUCUCCCCUCCCUGCCCUUGAUUUCCCGCACCCCUGCCCUUGUUUCCUACCAUCCAUGCCCCUCGUUUCCCCCCUUUGUACGUUCAGCCUCUUCCCUCCCUGCCCCUCCCCUCCUCCCCCCCUGCCCUUUGCGUUCCCCUCGUUAUGCUCCCUUCUCCCCAUCCCUGCUGCCCUCUUGCCACCAUCAGCCCAUCCGCACCACCAGCCCCCCUCCCACCCUUCUCUCCCCCCCUCCCUUUCCCUCUCUCUCUCUCUCUCUCUUUCUCACACACACACGCACACUCCCCUCCCCCACCCCCCACCCACGUCCUCCCAUUCCGCCCCUCCCUGCCCCUUUCCCACCCCCUCGCACGCCCCUCACCUCCCACCUCCGUGCAACUGGUUUCCCCCCUAUGGUGCCUCCCUUGCAUCGCUCGCCCCUCUGCUCACCCUCUGCCCGCCCCUUUUCCGUGCCCUCAGCUGGCCCAGCCCCUGCCCGUUGCUGCCCCUCCCCUUGCCCCCUCAACUCCCCUGCCCCCCGUACACCCCAGUCCCAUCCAACCGCCCCCACCCUCCCCCGGCUGCCCGUUUCCGCUCUCCACCCCCGCGACCGUGUGCGGCUUCCAACCGCCCAACGGUGGUGCGCACGGGGCGUUUCUUCGCACGGGCAAGCCUCCCCGGGGGGCCCCCACCCCGCUGA